CCGAGCAACAGGAGGAGCGCGUUCCGUUCAGCGGAGCCCACUGAUCUAUAAUAGACAACAUUAUAUAGAUAUUAUAUAUAGAUUAUAUAGAUCCGUGUUUGUCCGGUAGCGCUGCUCGUAAAGCACUCAUGGAUUCCGCCUCUUCACCUGCUCUGAAAACAGACGCUCGUCUGAAGCUGAAAGUCGAACACAAACAGAAAAACGUGUUUGUAACGCAGCUGGAGGAGCACAGAGAGCAGAUCGAGGAGCACAUACAGCACAUCCCGGUGAUAGCGCAGUCCUCCAGCAGGAUCCUGGACACCGGCGUCCACACGCUGCAGACCACACUAGUCCUGAAGAAGCGCGCAGAGGUGGACGCACUGAACACACAGCUGAUGGACACACGGCAGGAGGUUCAGGGGAGCAUGAAGAUCCUCCAGCAGAGACGAGCCGAGCUCCAGCAGAGACACACGGAGACGAAACACAGGGCAGCAGACUUCGAGAGGUUUGUGGAGGAGAACGAGGUGAAACGCCGCCGUGCGCUGAAGAGAUUCCAGAUGGAGAGACAGCAGAAUGACGUGAAGGAAGAGGAGAAAGCUGAACUCUCCAAACAACUCCAGGACUUACAAGCCAGGCGCUUGUAUUUACAAGAGCGAGUGAACAAAUACAAGAAAUUCGAGGAGUUUCUGAUGAAGACUCUUGAUUUACUUCCAGACAAGUAUGUGGGCUACAGCACAGACCUGGUGACGCCGAUCAUCAGACGCUACGAGACGCUCACCAUCAGCCGACAGGACCUCCUGCAGCAGUUAUCCAGCCUGACGGAGCAGAUGAAGGCCGGCCAGAACAGCCUGGAGUCCCGCAGACAGGAGCACAGCACCUUCAAACUGAUGACAAACCAGGAGCUGUCCGAGCGGCAGACACAGCUGGAUCAACUGAGAGAGAAGAACAAACAGCUGGAGAUGAUGCUCCACAUGCACCUGAGCCAGUCCAGAGACCAGGUGGAGGAGGUCGGGAACAUCUUGAUGGCGGUGAAGAGCCUCGCGGAGCAGUGUUACCUGAGUCACUACAGAGAUCUAGACCUCAUGGACACAGCCACCAUGAUGGACAUGAUAAAGGAAUUCAUCGUGGAGAAAGCUGAUAUGGAGAGGAGAGCCAUGAGACUCAUGGCCAGCAGCGGAGCGACUGUGAAGAGAAGGACACCGAAGAAGAGCUCGUCCAGCAGAAGCGGAGCGCAGACGCUGCUGUAGAUCAGUCCGUCUCAAACCAGCCAGACCCUGAGAGCGGGCUCAGGACACACAUUCAGCUCAGCACAUCUGCUUACAGCAACAUUUCUCAUCACACACACUCGUGUUUAUGGAGCGUGAGUCUGGAUCAAUAAGAGAUUAAACUCAAGACAUGCAUUAAAGACAU
Molecule: messenger RNA, 1389 nt
Organism: Sinocyclocheilus anshuiensis
Lineage: Eukaryota; Metazoa; Chordata; Actinopteri; Cypriniformes; Cyprinidae
Gene: ccdc197
Product: coiled-coil domain containing 197
Exons: 9
Coding region: 129-1226 (365 amino acids)
Source: RefSeq, a predicted model, not a curated record